Molecule: messenger RNA, 970 nt
Organism: Aethina tumida (small hive beetle)
Lineage: Eukaryota; Metazoa; Arthropoda; Insecta; Coleoptera; Nitidulidae
Gene: Oda
Product: ornithine decarboxylase antizyme 1
Biological process (GO): positive regulation of protein catabolic process
Cellular component (GO): cytoplasm; nucleus
Molecular function (GO): ornithine decarboxylase inhibitor activity
Source: RefSeq, a predicted model, not a curated record
AUGACAGCUAUAACUAGUACCAACGAAUCGUUUAUGAUGAGUAGUAGUCAACGUUCGGCUCUGAGCGCCAGCCAGAGCCACAAGACCCUGGGUACCGGGCCUCUGUGGGGGUCCGAUGACCUUGGGGAUAAGAAGGGAGAUCCGCCGCAGCGGCGGCUCUCCGUCCGUACUAGGGGCAUGCAGUGGGAUGCCGUACUCUGUGGCCAUACCCUCUACGUGGCGGUACCGGAGUGCGUGCUACCCAACGGCUCACGCGAGGGCUUUGUCGCUCUUUUGGAAGCUGCCGAAGAGGAGCUGGAGUGCAAACAUGUUAUAGUGGUUUUCUCAUCGGAGAGGAAGGACGCUACUGAAUUGACAAGGACAUUCAUGUUCUUCGGAUUCGGAAAGUUGGCACCCAGUUCUCCUCUGAUUCCUCGCUCUUAUGCAACUGGACACGUUUGCAUGUUAUACAACAUCGAGUAGUCACCCAGUAACACAACCUCGUUUUCAACAACCUUUUUAAAUUAUCAUAAAUAUAUAGAUAAUUACAGUUGAAAACCUGUAUAAUUUGUAAAUAUAGGUCACGUCUUUAGAUUUAACAUUUAAAACAUCACAAUCACUUAUCAUUUUUAGAUAGAUUUAAUGUUUAGGUGUAUUUCUGUUAGAAAAACGAGGGGCAGUUUCCACAAAAGCGACAAAUUCUUAUAUGUAAUUAACCCUAAUAUGGACAUAAAAUUAAAAAAAAAUACAAAAAAAUAUAAAAUAAAGUAAAGUUAAAACAAUUAAUAAUGGAGUAUUUUUACCUUAUUAACAAUUUUUUAGCAUCAAAAGUUUUUGUGCCAUUAUUGUUUGUUUUUACUAAUUUGUCUUAGUGUUUUGUAGGUUUAGAUCUGGUUUUAAUUUAAACUAUGUUCAUUCCACAACAUUAUUAAUCGUUAGCUUAUAAAUUUCAUUGUAUUAUAUAUCAGAAUAAAAAAAUAUUUCAAUUUAA